AUGGUCCUAAACCAGAUUCUACCUGCUCUUGGUAUCUCCCAGGGCAGGUACACACGGAUCAUGGGCACUGAUUUUCUUCCGAGCUGGACAAUUGACGCAAAUCCCGUUGACAACGAGAAUGGCUUCGAGAUCAAGGAGAAACAACCGUCAAUGGAUGUCAAUCAGGCUUCUCAACAAAGGCGUGUCGGUGUGAGGCAGAGUGUUAUUGUCGCGUCACGGAUUAUCCUGCCGUCCUUCAUCAGCAACAGGCUCUAUAGCCGAUCUAGACCGAAGAGCACAACACCGCCUCGGCCAACGGCGUAUUUCGACGGGCUUCGCGGAGUCGCCGCUUUCAUUGUGUACAUAUUCCACUACUCUUAUCUCUGGUUCCCAAUCCUACGCAACGGCUACGGAUCUGCUGAGUCAAACCACCUGUUUUGGCAAUUACCAAUCAUCAGGGUGAUUCAUUCUGGGAGAGCAAGCGUGUCCAUUUUCUUCCUGAUCUCCGGCUUUGUGUUGUCCGUUAAGACGAUAUCAAUCAUCAAAGCGAGUGGUUCCAAACUAAACAGCGAGAAAGUUCUGGAUUCAAUCUCGGGGUCAGUCUUUCGCAGACCGUUCCGGCUUUACCCUUCAAUCGUCGUCCAAACGGCCAUCAUCGCGGUGCUGGCUCGCUGGCCUACUCUUCAUCAGCCAAUAGUCGACAACAACCCAGCAACCAUUCCUCCGACCCUUCGAACUGCCUCUGAACAGUUUUGGCACUGGCUAUCGGUACUGGGCGGCCAAUUCAAUCCAUUUCAAUUUGCCCCUGGGCGUACGACACAGUUCCCAAAUCCAUACGACGGUCACUUGUGGACCAUUCCGGUCGAGUGGAACGGGUCAAUGAUGAUAUUUCUGUUAAUGAUUGCCCUCUGUCGCUCAAAGACAUGGGUCAGAACCUCCGUCCUGCUGUUCAUUAUAGCGUGGGCCUUUCAGCUAGGAUUCUGUGACCAGGCUAUGUUCCUGGCUGGCCCAGUGCUAGCUGAGUUGUCGAUUACAUGGCCGCCCUUCCACGAAUACAGCUUAUCAGACGAGGAGAAUGUAAAUGAUGGUGAGGCAAAAUUUGGGCAGAAGCAUUGGAAAAAUUACGGAUUGAUCCAUUAUCUCGGCCACGCCACGACUAUCUUUUGGUUUCUCCUUGGCUGCCACCUCUGCUCUUGGCCAGAGAGUCUGGGCGCGCAGUCCACAGGAUACCAGACACUUGCCGCGAAGUACACGCCCGCCCCAUACCACGGAAACGAGACCAUGACGCAGUUUUUCUGGCUAUCCUGGGGCGGCAUCCUCAUAAUGCUAGCGCUGAUGUACUCGCCACCUAUCCGACAGAACGGCAACGACGAGCCACUAUUGCAGCGCCUGUUCACAAACCGUUUUGCCUCAUAUCUAGGCGACCUUAGUUACUCCAUGUACCUCUGUCAUAGCAGCGUCAAUGAGAUUGUCGGAAUGCGAUAUCUGCGUCCCGCAUGGUAUGCAUGGAUGGAUGCGGACAAAGAAGCCCAGUCUCUUGUGCAGCAAAACCAACUUGAUGCUGCGCAAGUGAUAUGGGACGAAGCAAACGCGAGGUACAUGAGGAGGUGGGUUAUGGGGGCAUUUGUAAACACGUUUGUGCUUUUCUGGGUGAGCGAUCUGUUCAACAGGGCUGUAGAUGCGAGAUCCGUGAGGUUUACGAAGAAAGUCAGCGAAUGGGCAAAGAAGAGGUAUUAA
Molecule: messenger RNA, 1716 nt
Organism: Diaporthe amygdali
Lineage: Eukaryota; Fungi; Ascomycota; Sordariomycetes; Diaporthales; Diaporthaceae
Exons: 1
Coding region: 1-1716 (571 amino acids)
Biological process (GO): polysaccharide biosynthetic process
Cellular component (GO): membrane
Molecular function (GO): acyltransferase activity, transferring groups other than amino-acyl groups
Source: RefSeq, a predicted model, not a curated record